This is a messenger RNA of Melitaea cinxia (Glanville fritillary), 795 nucleotides long. RefSeq lists its product as uncharacterized. The record is from RefSeq and is a predicted model, not a curated record. The transcript is spliced from 3 exons. NCBI's taxonomy places the organism in Eukaryota, Metazoa, Arthropoda, Insecta, Lepidoptera, Nymphalidae. Gene Ontology annotation, molecular function: transmembrane monodehydroascorbate reductase activity. The coding region runs from base 1 to 795 and encodes 264 amino acids.
AUGGAUAAGCCUAGCACCAGUCAGCAAUCUAUUGAGAAGGUAGAAAUGUUCGAAAUUCGCGAACAUGUUCCUUAUCAAGCAGAGGUAACGAGGGCACCAGCUGCUUAUGAUCAAGAGAGUGGAGAAACACAAUACACUUCGUCCUGGACGUCGGCGUGGUUCGCUAUCUGCCAGUUAAUCAAUUUACUCCACCAUAUGCUGGUGGCUAUUGUUGUGUUUUGUAUCUGGAGUUACGCGUUGACCUCACAACCUAAUGGAGCUAUAACUAAUUUGCAAUUACACGUUGUUUUCGCUGGAACUGGUUAUCAACUAUUUCUGGUAGAGUCAUUGCUGACCCUACACAGACACAAUUCAUGGUCCUUCCAACUAAGUAAAGAGAGCAAGAGAAUUGUUCAUGGAUGCCUUCAAUUAGUUGGUUCUUUUUUCGUGUUUUCUGGAACUUUUCUGGCACUCUCGGAGGUCAACAUGGAGAUCAACACAGCCCACGGCAUCUGCGGUGUGGUCGCUUUAGGAUUUACCCUCAUAAGUUUUGUAUCAGGAAUCAUUACGUUGUUCUCUCCGAAAGUCCGAUUGCUGAUUAAACACGGACCAAUUAAAAUUCUUCAUAUAUCCGUUGGUAUGUUUGCUAUAGCCAUGGGCCUUAUAACGAUGGCAAUGGGAUUAUACAAUCCUGCAUUUAGAACAGACCAAGAAGGACUAUCGACAGCAUUAAUUGUUAUUGUAGUUAUUAUUCUUUCUUAUAUACUUGUUCAACCUAUUAUGGACCUAAUAUCGACAAUCAAGAAAACUUUUUGA